CAGAAACUAGCCCUCUCGAGUUUCUUUUACUGACCACCUCCAAAUCUUCACUAUCUCACAGUUUAUCAUACCACAGAACAGAACAGAAAAAAGCCUCACCAAAAUGGUCAAAUCCAAAGACACCGUCAUCGACGAAUUCAACUCCCUCGUCAACAUGACACCCAACGAGCUCCGCGACUGGCUCAAAGGCACCCAAUCGCAGUCCUCAGGCUGGACGAACGAGUCGUCCUCGUCGGGGGAGACGAUUGGACAUGAAAGCGGCCGCAAAAUCGUCUCCAUCCUGGAACAUAACCCGUCCAAAGAUCCAUCGGGAUACUCGGACGAAGACGUCGAUCAUAUGCGCAAGGUAGUGUCGUACUGUAAACGGCAUUUGGCGCAGGAGGAGACGGCCAAGCAGAAUACGGAUAGUAAGAGUUACAAGUCGUUGAAGAAUUGGGGGCAUGAUCCGUUGAAGGGAUAGAUGUAUUUCUUUCUUUUCUUUAUUUUUGAAUGAUAAGGGGUGGUUUGGGGUUGGUGGCGGUUGUGUGUCUGUGUGUGAGUCUGCUUUAUUGGUGUGUGAUUGUGACUAUGGUUGCGUUGGCUGUUGGGGAGUAUCGUGGUUGUAUGAUACAUUUUUACUCGAGAGGUCUAUCGAAUUCAGGCCAUUGUCUGUGGUAUGAAUGUUUC
Molecule: messenger RNA, 666 nt
Organism: Aspergillus eucalypticola CBS 122712
Lineage: Eukaryota; Fungi; Ascomycota; Eurotiomycetes; Eurotiales; Aspergillaceae
Product: DUF3140 domain-containing protein
Exons: 3
Coding region: 104-460 (118 amino acids)
Source: RefSeq, a predicted model, not a curated record